Molecule: messenger RNA, 3051 nt
Organism: Prorocentrum cordatum
Lineage: Eukaryota; Dinophyceae; Prorocentrales; Prorocentraceae
Source: the annotation of a GenBank genome assembly
AUGAGGGGCACUGGCGACGAGCUGAUGCGCCCAGUCACGUCGAAUAACGAAUGGGCUUUCAAGAGGGGCGUCGAGAACAAGGGCAGAGGCGACAAGGGCAGCGUUCAGAAGCGGAAGGAAUCGUUCCUGCGGUCUGGGAUGCUGCCCACGCGAGGUGGGCCCUUCCUCUGCGAGCGCGAAGAUCCCACGAGGACAGAGGAGUACACGGUUGGAAACUGGGUUACUUUCUUGGAGGGUUGCGAGUGCGUGUUCCAGGAGAGCCCGGACCACCCGCACAUGAUAAAGAUGAUCAAGGAGGGCGUCGCCCAUGCAAGGGUGUAUGUUCGGCGAACUCCAGCGUAUGCAAGGAGCUUCAUUGCCGAGCUGGGCAGCGCAGAGGCUGACGUGGUGACCCUCACCACCCCGAUCGAGAUGUGGCAGUGCACCGAUCGCACCGUCGCCAGCUUCGAGGCGCACAAGGAGAAGCACAAUAUCACUGUCAAGUCGAUGGGUACGCAGAGCCUCUACGAGGACGAGCACUUCAAGAUCGCGAACACUGUCUACCCUGGACGAUGGGGGACAUCCAAGAACUACUGCAUCAGGUGCGCUGCGUUCCGUAGGGAUGCGCAGAAGAUCGAGAUCACGUCGGGGCCGUGCAAGGGCGACUCGCUGUGGGGGGCGAUCGAGAAGGCGUUCCUGGAGCUCGGCGACUUCGCCAACAUGGGCCCGAAGCUGGUGAAGAAUGUCGUCCUGUCUGCCGAUGCCCUGGUCAAGGUCUUGAAGGACGUCCCUAGGGGGCCAGAGACUAUCGUCGACAUCCUCCUGAUGAUGAUCCCCACCUCGGAUGUGCUCGGCAAGAGCCCCCUCCUCCCGAAUGGAGCGGGCCUCCUUGACAUGACCCUGACCGACCAGCACGUUCGAGAGUUGCUCAAGACGAUGGAGAUCGCAGCAGUUUUCGAGAAGCUGAAGGAUGGCAGCAAACUGACCAAACAGAAACAGACUGCGCUGCUCAAGAAGCAGGCCAAAGCCGACAUGAAUGAGGAGAAAAAGACGGAGAGGAAACUGGCCAAGGAGGCCGCCGACGCUGCCAAAGCGAAACCGACUUCUCGCGCCAAGGGCAAGCCAGACACCAAGAAGGCCUUUGAGGACAAGAUCGCGCAGAAGAUGCAGGCCAAUGCCAAGCGGGGCGCGUUGUCAUCUUCGUUGGCAACCCCCAUCGAGGGCGAGAUCGCGACCAAGGGGGACAAGACGCGGCUCGAGUUCAUUUACGAGACUGAGGCGUGCCUGGCUUGGCUGGGCCAGCGCCAGGCCUUCAAUGCCAGGUCCCUGAAGCUCGCCACGCUCGAGGCAUGCUUCACGGGGAGCUGCGCUGUCAUGAUCAAUGCGCCUGCCGACCGCGCAGCCACCGUCGAUGAGUUCGUUGGUCUCAUCCGAGCUUCGGAGACCGCGGAGACCGUCGCAGCCAUGAAGAGUUUCUUCAAGCACCACAACACCAGCGCGCCGAUCUCGACGCAAUGCCUCCCCGCUCGCCUGGCCGACGAGGCGCUGAUGAAGCUGAUGGAGUUCUCGAACAGCUCUGCCGGCAUGGGCGAGCCCGAAAAGGGGAAGCAUAUCGCAGUGUUUGCUGCCACUGGCGCUGCGGAGUCGGUCGUCGCGGAAGUCCCCAUCGAGUGGGGAGGCGCGGUGAAAGCUUUGGAGUCGGCAAAUCAGAACGGGCUCAUCGAGAUGUUGCCCCGCGACGUCGCGGACUCGAUCGCAGAGAUCGUCGAUGUGAACACGAGCCUUUUGAGGGCCAUGCGGUCCCAGCUCUUCUUCCACAUCCUCAAGAGCAUCGGUCCCAUGACCUACGUCUCUGUGCCGCCUCCUGCUGCUCAGAAGGCUGCGAAGUCGGUGAGGUUACCUUGCCUGCCGAUGCACUGCCAGAGGGUAGUCCAGGAGCUUUUGGAGUCCUACCACAUCGUUAUCUUCGGCAAGGCAUCGGGUAAAUGGAUGUCGGAGCUUGUCGACGUGGAUGCGUUUAUUUGCGCCAGUGGAGGGCAAUCUUUCUUGGGGAGGAAGACGGCGUUCCUCGACAAGAUAAAGAGGGCCUCAGCCGAAGCGCUGAAGCGCCAGCUGGCGAGCGAGGGCAUCAAGUUCAAGACGACCAUCACCCGACAGAUCGAGCUCUUCCAGUCCAAUCGCGAAGCCGUUGUGAAGGAGAUCGUGGCCGCGUACGACCAGAUUCACCAGGCCGAGGCAGAGGCGGCCCUCCUCUACGCGAAGACAUCGGAGAUCGUGAUCCAGCGACUUUCGGAGAAGCAUGGGGGGCCACCUCCAGUCAGGGCCUCAGUGACGGCCGAGAGUAAGAAGGACGGCGACGGCGUCGCGGUGACCGAGGUGAAUAACCCAGUGCUGACCACAGUCGGCAACUGGUGGAGGGCCCUGCUGAUGCAGGAGGGGGCCGAGCAGCAUAUGAUUCUCAAGGGCGUCGCGGCAUCGGCGCAGAUCUCGGGGGUGAUGAUGCACCACGUGGCCGCCUACGGCACCAGCCAAUAUGUCAGCGGCCUCUGCGUCAAGCACUGCGAUCCUCGCGAGGCGGCUACGCCGAACAAGAAGAUCAAGCUAGAGGUGCGCCGGGUGGAGAUGGCCAACAGGAGCGACAAGAAGGACGUCAACCUCCCUCUCUGGGGCAGGGUGAUCUGCCAGGGCGAAGCCGUGUCGCUCAACAAGGCCAUGUGCUUGCCGAUCGGCGACAACAAUGGAGCUGGCCCGAAGCUUUACAUCGAGGGCCUUGCCAACAACCUGCGGCGGAGCGACGGGUGCCUCGCUGAGCAGGCCGACGAAGGCAAACCCACCACCGAGAAGAGCGUCGUCAAGACGGAAGCAGGGGCCACCCACAUCAUCGACUACAUGGACUUGCAGUGGGCGGUGGCCGACCAGACGUACACGUACACCUUGCCCUACCUGAAGGACAACCCCGACCACUCGGAGUUCUUCGGGAAGUGCUACAGGGCCACCUCGCCGUGGGACUUGGGCGAAGUGGUCAAGAGGGAGGGCACGUCGAAGGACGUCAAGACCUUCCUGAGCAGCUAA